Paramecium tetraurelia is the source of this 324-nucleotide messenger RNA. RefSeq lists its product as uncharacterized. The transcript is spliced from 2 exons. The record is from RefSeq and is a predicted model, not a curated record. Lineage: Eukaryota; Ciliophora; Oligohymenophorea; Peniculida; Parameciidae.
AUGGUUUAGCAGAUACCUGAUCAGGAAGAUAUCAAUGCAUCAAUUGAUCAGCUGAGAUAAACGCAAUAAAGUCUGCAGAGUCUAAUUCAAAAUGUGGCAUCAUAAAACUUCUUUAUAAUGAACUCAAUUAUGCAUCAUUAGCAACAAAUGGCAGAAACUAGUACUGCUAAUUUUGUAAGGUUUGCUCAAUUAAGCGAUUUGAUCUAGUAGGUAGUUUCGCAUUUCCAGAUUGAUGCUGCAAAUGAAAUUGAGAGUAAUCUCGCUCAUUAGAGGAGAGAAGCCUAACGAGGUGUGGAAUACAUUAUAGAAGAUACGGAAAAAUGA